UGUAAACUGUACUGCACGCCGGAGUUCAGAGCGAAUGAAAAGUCUUCCUUUGGAAAGACGUCGUUCAAGUCAGCUGGCCAGAGCCUGUUGCCUCGUGUCUUUUUUGGAUGACUGCGAUCGAGUGUUCGGAGGUGGAAUUGGACGUUGCGUUCAGUCACGAUGUCAAGCCCACUGUCAACAUCCACUGAGUCCGGGCGGUAUGACGGUAACUGAUUAGCGCUGUUGUGGACGACUGGCACCAGAGGACACAUUCGUCGCCGCACGCUGCACUCCAAACCUGCAUGCAACAGGGUGUCUGUUGUGAUUAGACGGAAGCAGCAGUCACGGGAAGGAGUCCCCAGUAACAAUGGAAGGCUGCGAUGGAUCUCGUCUGAUCAAGGCUGCCACAAUGGCCGCCAAGAUACGAGGUGAAAAAGCGAACGUGCGUCACCUGCAUGUGGUUGUCGUGGGGGCGCCCCAGGCCGGCGGAGGCAGUUUACUAUCGUCGUUGCUUGGUCGGUCUUAUGCACCGCAGGGUCCCAGUGUGGCGCCGGGCAUGCAGGCAGAGUAUGCUGUGGCGACUGUGGAGGGAGGACGGCUCGUCGAGUGCCAUGACGUGGUCGAUGCACUAUCCAGGCUGUACGUGGCAUCCCUGAUGAAGCCCCAGCCGAGCGCAGACGCACCACCGCAGGCGAAGUCUGCUACUUCCGCCGAAGGGACUUCAUCCACGAAUGGUAAAAGCGCCAGGAGCCCUACUAAAGGUGCCGUUCCGAGCAUCUGCGAGCCCGUUGCAUAUCGUAUUUUGAGCGACCAGCCGACUCCGGACGAAGUGCAUCACACGGUGCGUGCCUUUCUUGGCAAGGACCUGUCCCGUUACAUGAAGUCAUCCAGUGCCCAGUCCGAAUUCACGGUGAUAACGUUCCUAGAGCUGCAUGGUCAGUGUACCUACCCAGCCGUCCAGCCACUUCUGAUGACGUCACAGACAACACUUGUUGUGACCUACGAUGCGUCAAAGGACUUGAUGGAGAGAGCUGCAGGGCAGGGAGGGGACGGUGACAGUGCCGAAGAAUGCGCCCAGCGUGCAGCGCUGCCACAGGGUUCAACACGCCUCGACCAGCUGCUAUCCUGGUUUGACAUGCUGCUUCCUCACGGCAGGACGAGCGGUGUAGAGGCCACACAGGAUUUGUUUACAGUCGGCUGCUGUUCUGCAGGCGCCGAUCAGAAGAAAUACGACGAUGCCCGGGAAGUGCUGCACAAGAAGAUCAGACAGUCGCGGCACAGACUGCUGGUUCAGAACCCGGCAUCGCACUUCACCGUUGACAGUACGGGGUCCGACCGAGCAGGCACCGACGGAAUCCAGCGAUUGCGGAGUACCAUCAUCAAGCGAUGCCGAGAAAGCAAUCACCAGAUCCCGGUCGUAUGGUUGCGCUUCUGCAUAGCAAUUCAAAUGCUCAAGAAAGAGAGUGAUUUACCGUGGAUUUCCCUCCGAGAUGCUACGACAAUUGCAGAGGCAGUUGACGCUGUCCAGAAUGACGACACAGAUGGCAUGGAGCAGCUGUUACGGUAUGCUCACGAUGCCGGUCACUUGGCGUACUUUCCGAGCGACACCCUGGAGCAGCUGAUCAUCCUGAACUCACAGUUCAUACUCGACUGCGUCAGUGCGUUUGCCAACGUCAACUUCCAGCGAAAACGCCUCGGCAUGCGCAAGGAGGUGUACCUGGAGCGCUACAAUAACGGUACGACCAUCGAGUCGGUGGCCAAGUUUGCUCUGAAGAAGUACGAAGGGCACGAUAGCCUGACAAAUAUACGGCUGGAUCACAUUAUGUCCAACCGCGAGGAGUACGAUUGCAUCUUUGGCGUUCUGGAAGAGCUUGGGCUGUUGGCAUCCAUUCCAAUCAAGGAUGAUGAUCGUCCCGAUGGUGAGGCAAAGCGUGAUUUCAUGAUCCCGGCCGUAGCCAAGCUGCAGCGUAUAAGCAUAGUCGAGGGUUCACGCCUAUCAUUGCCUAUCUACCUUUGCCUGACAGCACCCGGUGAGAAGUAUCCGCUACACUUUCCGGUCGCGCUGUACUGGAAAUGUGUUGCCAGCGUCCUGCACAUGUCCCCUAACAUCUCAUGGACGCAGCUGUCGUUGGACGAGGCGCGGAUUUACUGGUGCAGGGAAGGCUGGCCGUGGCUGCGCAUGCGCUAUGCCCGCUUUGGCCUGCAGGUGUGCCUGGAGGGGUACACGAAGCUCCUGGGCGAUCACGAGACCGGCACCGAGACCCUGGAAGAGCUCCGGCAAGUCGUCAGCAGCGUUCUAGUCAGGCAGCAGCGGCGUCGUGACGUCGUCGUGAGGCCGGCCGUGCCGUGCCCGUGCGGCUUACCCGCCGGCAACAGAUGCAUAGAACACGGACGGAAGUCCUGCGACACCGACAGCUGUGCCCACGCCCUCGGCACCAUGGCGGACGGCAAGGCACCCGUGUGCCCACUGCAGAAGACGCCGCAGAGAAUCGCGCAAGUCGCACCGUUCUGGCUCGCCAUGGAGCAGGACAAGAACUUGAUGCUGCACAAAUGCGAGAAGAAAAGCCCCGGUCCAUCUGAGCUAACAGGCUUGCAAUCACAGUUUGGAAAGAUCCGUGGAUCCAUCGGAGACGUGAGCCAGAGCAGUAGCCAGGGCACGUCUGGCAUUGACACAGGGCACAGUGACUUCUACACCGACACGGACGGCAGAACGCCGUACGAUAGUGCGGACGUAAGCGUGGACACUGACACGGACGUCGCCAGCAGCUAUCGGAAUAGCCUCACGGACGGCAACACAACGGACGGCAUGACAGACGUGGCGUCGACCAGUGCGUUCGAAACAAGCACCAGCACUAGCACGCUGGGUGCCGACGAGCAAAUUACGAUGAGCUUGUCGUCGUCUUUUUGUUCCGGGUCGAUUAGUCGACCAGUCAGCCAGGGAUCUCCUGAAUUGUUGUAUGUGCCCGGUGCAAGAUUUAUAAGUGGCGACUUGGACAUUGCAACAGCGGAUGACACUGAUGUGGAGGAUAACUCCAACAAUGAUUUCAGGCGGGGCAUGCGGCGACGCUGCAAGGCUCGGACCGUGUCCCUUAGUCCUGCACGCCUGCUACUGACAACAGCUCUGACGCCAACGCCUGGAGCAGAAGCAGCAUCAUCCUCUCCCUUAAGUGACCGACGCUCAACCAGCUCCGUUGGCAGUCGUGUGUCGCAAUCUCUUUCGGAUGGCGACGGAGCAACGCAUUAUCAGGUUGUUUCUGAGAGCAACACAUCCGACAUUCCCAUUCAUCCAGACGGCACUAUCAUUGCCAUGAGAAGCGCCCGUGUUUGCUUUCCCGCCGGCGCCGUGGAUCAGAUCACACACAUCCCGCCUCCCGUGCACUUUAAGCUGCGCCAUCUGUUGAAGACAGAGGAAGGUGCUCCCAUCACAUUCCACAGUAUGGUGGUGCUGAGGCCUCAUGGAACUCACUUUGACGAGCCCGUCAAGCUUGAGAUUGAUGUCCCGGGCCUGGACAGACAACACCACCUCUAUCUGGUACACUACCCGUGCACCGACAAUGCCGUGCACCACCCAUCACUGACUCGCACCGGCAGCAGCAGCGAUGCAUUCGCCGGCCACUCGGACUGCACCAUCGUCCACGUGGGCCGCCACGUCUGGACGCUCAGCAAAUAUCCGGAGGACAAGCACAGCGCCGUCCCCGCCAAGGCGUCCAACAGGACGGCUGCGGAGCGGCUGCAAUGCCCGUACGACCAUGUCACUGUUGAUCAUGUCAAGAAGCUCGUCCGCGUCACCAUGCGCCACUUCAGCAGGAUCCUUGUUGUCACCAGUCCGCAGCUGCUGAGCGAGAAGCAGAAAGGACUGCUGAGGAGCAGAAAGCGUCACCUGUGCCGUGUGUUCGUCUACACCAAGUGGGUGGACCUGGAUGCCGAGCGCCUGGGGCUGAGCAUCAGGGUGAUCCCGUCGGCGACGAACUCCUGCGACACGGCCAUCUCUCAGCUCGACGAUCCACCACUGGACAUGACGCUGGCGGGGCGUGCGUCCGAGUACAUCCUGCUGAGGCGCACCGACUGCCUGGAGUACACGUUCCGCAUCAUACCGGCUGGGAGCUGGGUGGCGCGCGACGACAGCGAUCGCCAGACGUCCUCGUACAUGCGCUCCUCCCUGGCGCACUUUGAGCUGGACGACGGCUGCCGCCUGUGGGAUCGCGGUCGCCUGGUGUACGGCGAACUGGUCUGCAAGGUGGUCAAAGGCGGCGGCGGCAGUAGUAGUAGCAGCACUGGCGGUGGUGCUAGCAGUACGGGACACGACGACCUGUCCACUAGCGCUAACGACGAUACAGUUGUUGUGUCGUUCGAACACCCCAAUUCAACCAGCAGUGGUCCGCGGACGCGCCGUGUUCCCGACCAAUGGGUGGACUUCCGGCGGCUAUCGCACCUGCAGCGCACUGAGAGGUUCAAUAAGCUGAAGCAAUACUUGGCAGAUGAGGUACGGACUGUCUAUGAGCUUGGUAGCUAUCUCCUGGAUGAUGAUACUCAGUUCCCGAAUGGACCAAAGUCGACAAUUGACAACGCGGCGGACAGCAAGAGGUCGUUCGACCUGUUCGACGCUCUAAUGGACCUGUGGGUUAGACACAUGGAUACUGUCAGUGGACAGACUCUUUACUACUCCACCAUACGUAUGGGGCUGGACGGCACUGCUGAGGCCAUCAAACCUCUUCUGCAAGGCUAGAAGAACGCAUGGAACUCGUAUGUUUGCACACUGGGUGUGAGCCUCACUCCCGCAUACGGAAAUGGCAAGCUGCCUGGUGAACAUUUCAGCCUUCGCACUGCAUGCGUUGACAAUCGCUGCACUCGUCAGCUGUGUGAUCCGCAUACGGCUGCACCAGUCCUUAGAGCUUAGACCGUAAUACUAAUAGACGAUACAGGUUUGCUUGAAAGAACUGCUACUUCCGUAUGGAUAUGAGCGCUGUGUACGAGUGCUGUGUACGGGUGGUGCGUACGAGUGCUGUAUGCGAGUGCUGUGUGUGGGUACUGCGAAUGUGGGGACCUUAUCUACUUGCACAAACAUGACUCUGUGGCUAACGUACACGUAGUCGCAGCCAGCAUGUCAGCCAACGUGUGAUCUGCUGGACAGGAUCAUCGAUUUCCUUGGCGAUUGAAAUAGCUCACAGCUUUGCUUGACCACUAGCUUGACUGCUGCCACCGGUGACGGCAGCGUAGGUAAUGUUGAUGGUGGGCGUACAUGUGGCUGGCGUGAUAAUAAUUAUUAUAAUUUUCAUUGACAGACUACAGCGAACUGAUCACUAGACACGACGCUUUGUCAUCUACUAUGUAUUUCAGCAUAAUAUAAUUUUAGUAUUUUACCCGUGCAUCGGGCCGGCCGUGCAUCUAAACUGACCUUGUAUAGCGCUAUUUUUUUGAAUACGGAAUAAAAUAUAGGAUUACGAAUGAUGAACCUUGAAUCCUUGACUGCCAUCACUCUCCACUAUAGUAUAGGUCAUAUCACCAGACCUUUCGAGCCCAAUACACUUAUAAAUUUAUCAAAAUUAAUGUCCACGCUGAGUGUCUCGUACAGCCG
Molecule: messenger RNA, 5554 nt
Organism: Sycon ciliatum
Lineage: Eukaryota; Metazoa; Porifera; Calcarea; Leucosolenida; Sycettidae
Exons: 14
Coding region: 347-4705 (1452 amino acids)
Source: RefSeq, a predicted model, not a curated record